Molecule: messenger RNA, 2192 nt
Organism: Drosophila eugracilis
Lineage: Eukaryota; Metazoa; Arthropoda; Insecta; Diptera; Drosophilidae
Exons: 4
Coding region: 131-1117 (328 amino acids)
Source: RefSeq, a predicted model, not a curated record
UGUUUUCGUUCGCUCAAGUGGCAGUUGGUUUUAUUUAUCAGCGGUUAAACUUCAAACUAAAUUUGGGCGCGCGUUUAAUACGCUACAAAUAGACAUUCCUACAUCGUGCACCAACAAAAUCGGGGAAGAGAUGUUUAUUGAGACGGAUAUUCUGAAAUUUGAAACAUAUGAGAUGGAUACAUUAGACUUAGAGAUAUAUGAAAAAGAACGGCAGGGCAAGAGGUACCAAUACCCCUUCGUUCUGGCGGACAGCGUGUGGUACUACAAGAAUGAUGCCACCCAGAUCUCCGAGGGGUCUAUUGACGUCUUUGGAAAAGCCAAUGGGCCUCCCUUCUGCGCUGACUUUGCAGCCACACCAGCUCCCAUCCAAAUCAAUAGCUUAAAGGUCGCUAAUGUCCCCAGCAAUUCUAAAGCUGAAAUCAAAAAUUAUGUUAGCAUUAGCUUCACGCUUCAGCAAUCUGCUUCGACAACACCGACAUCCAGCACCACCCAGAAGCCAUUGAGCAUCAAUGUGCCCAGGAACACAAAAUCCCUUUUGAAUUUGAAAAUGCUAGAGACUGUGAGCAAUAGUACCAGCGCUAUAAAUACCAUCACCGAAGCGGAAAUUGUAGGCGAUAUAAACUAUUCUGAAGAUAAAAACACCACCUAUUUCCCUCUGUCGAACUCCCCGAGCAGUAGCAGCUACUCAUCCAUAUGUAGCGUUCCAGCCACUAAAUCCGACUCGCCCAAUACCUCCCAGCAGAGCAACCCACCAACUAGCAAAUCUAACGGCAACCAAAAACGAAGCAGUUCUCUCCAGAAAAAGAAAUUGAGCAACCAGAAACGCGGACGUCCUCCUAAGAAACAUGCUGACGAACCCGAUCUCGAACUCAUGAAGCGCAUGAACGAAAAUGAGAGAAGUGCCUACGGUAAAAGGUUGGCUAAUAACGAGGCCAGCCGUAUCUCGCGCCGGAAGAUAAGAAAUCGCCAGGAGGAGGAAAAGAUAAUAGAGUUGGAUCUUGUGGCCGAAAAUAUUCGUCUGCGCUCUUGGGCCCUUGAAGUGGCAUCCCAUGAACGCAAGUUAAAAGACUUCCUGAUUAAGAAAACGGCAAGCUCCUUCAGGCAGGAGCAGCAUUGAAAUUCUCAUAAAUGUUAUAUGUUGACUGUCGCCCAUGGCUGUUGUUUAUUUACCUAAGCUCCCCCUAAAAUGCAAAAGGCUGAAAAUUUAUGACUCCCAUAAAUUAUUUUUAGUAAAAGUUGUUGUAAUCAACACUACAAUAUGUAACUCAUAAAUACAGUUUUUGAAGUCCAAUUGUUCGUUAUGUUUUCAACAGUUCAUAAUUUUUGAAGCAAUCCAUGCGCAUCUGAACACAGAACCCUAAACAUGGAUCAAUGAUUUCAGAGACGUUAUGGUUUCGUCCAUUGCUAUUAAACCAUAUAGAACCGGUUUGGGUAAGUUUACUUUUGCAAUCACACCUUUCAGUGACGCUCAAUAUCGUCACGAGAGAGAGAGAGAGAUUUUUAUGUGCUGAACUUGCAACAGACUCGGGGACAUCACACCUCUAAACCUGUAAAAUAAAGAAUGUGCUCUAACGGAUCUGUCUUAUGCACACUAAUGAAAGCUAUGAACUCAGCAUCAAUAUAGAAAUGAAGUAAACGAUCAACAUAAACACAGUCUGAGAGACAAAACAUGCUUUCCUAAAGAAGAAAGUUGAUUAAAAACAAGAAGAAACGCUAUAGUCGAGUGCCACGACUAUAAGAUACCCUUUACUGUUUUACACAAUUUUAAAAUAUUCGUUUUGCUAGUGGAAAUUUAUAAAGCGCCACCUAUCGUCAGAGAAAGCAUGUCACUGUAAACUUGCGCUGCGUAUGGUCCUUAAGAAUCUCAACUUUGGAUCUCUUAUAGUUACAGAGACCUCAGCGUUCAUAAGGACGGUCGGACAGGCGGACAUGGCUCAAUCGCCUUCGCUGUUAAUCCUGAUCAAAAAUAAAUAUACUUUAUAGGGUCUGAAACGCCUUCUUCUAUCUGUUACAUACUUUUCAACGAAUCUAAAAUAUGCAUCAAAAAAAUAGUCAUCAAAAUAUGUCUCUCCCAUCUUAUUUACCAAUCCACUUCAUACUGAAAUUUCGCAGAAACCCAGAAAUUCGAGCUUAAUAAAGCUCUGUUAAAAAACAGUCAAGUUCAACCUAAAGCGAACUUUAUACUUCGACGA